CCCCUCACCCCCACCCCAUCAAAUACCACCAAACCCUAAAGCCAACAAAAUUCAGUAAUUUAGAGACAUAAAAACCAUUCUCUCUUUCUCUUUUCUUUCUGCAUAUAUAAUUAUGAAAACCCUGUGUUUUUAAUUUGUGGCGUUGAUCGCAGCUCAGUCAGAUAUCAUGAGUAGUGAAAACGCGGCGGCGGGAAGCAGCGGCGGAAGUGCGUGGCCGGGUGCAUAUUCGCGCCGUAUUUCGACUCGGAGGGUGUUCGGAGCGAGCAACGUGUCGAAGCUCCUCCACCACAUCCCCUCGCACCAUUUGCUACGAGGCUCAGUCCCGCCUCCGCGACCCCAUCUACGGCUGCGUCGCCCACAUCUUCGCUCUCCAACAACAGGUGGUGAAUCUGCAGCAAGAACUCUCCUACCUAUAAGCCCACCAGGCGGCGCUGGAGCUUCCGACACCACCGCCGCUGCAGCCGCAGCAAUUGAUGGUUCCGGCGUCGCAGUCGAUACUGGACCUGCCACCGAUCCCGGCGGCGUACGACUUCUCGGCAAUGUGCGGGGAUAUGGUGGCGCCUCCCUCGCUUUGGAGCGUGUAUCCGCGGCAGCAAAUCGAUCAGCAGCGCCAGUUCUCCAACGCGGCCGUUGGAGGUGGAGGAGGAGAAGGCGGCGAUCUUCAGGAGCUGGCGCGUGAGCAUCUGAACCGGCACGCUCCGCCGAUGGUGGUGCGGUGCGAUGCGGGAAUCAAGCUUCGUCUUUGCCGCCCAACUCUAGGUAGAGGAGAGAUUAAUGGUGGAAAGUAAAAUAAUUGGGAGUGAUUAGUUGCUAAUCAAGUAGCUUAAUUUGCUCAACUGAAACUCGAGGGGAUUUGUGGUACUCCUACUUGUAAGUGAGUUCGUUUUGUUUUUAAUUUUUAUGGUCGAUUGAUCGAUCACAGUUUUAUUAACUUCUUGUAUACUGUUUAUAUUCCGUUUUGAAUGAUGAUUUCAGUUGCAUUUUUUGUUUAAUAUUUAUGAAUUGCGAUCAUGAA
Molecule: messenger RNA, 1015 nt
Organism: Salvia splendens (bonfire salvia)
Lineage: Eukaryota; Viridiplantae; Streptophyta; Magnoliopsida; Lamiales; Lamiaceae
Exons: 2
Coding region: 167-679 (170 amino acids)
Source: RefSeq, a predicted model, not a curated record